CACAUGUCCUAUACCGGUGUCCUUAAAUGAUGCUGGGGCCGAAGAUGAUGAUGAUGAUGAUGAUGAUGAUGAUGAUGCCUUGUUAAGGGUUUUAUUUUUGGCUUAUUAGACUCUGUAUCGGAUAAACGACUUGGGGAGUUUUCAGCCCCGGGCGUACACAGAUCAAAAGCCGUUUCCCAGGCCGUAGAAAGACUCGGAGAUUAAGGGAGAGAGAGGAUAGAGAGAGCUGAAGCUCCUCUACCAUCAGAUAAUACCGCUGCCCCGGGCCGGGAUGCAGAAGAGAAACCAAGUCUCCAAAUCGCAGGAUGUGUGAAUAAACGCCAGGCAUUUAAAGUACGUAAACAGUGGGGAUAUCCGCGACUGAGUGAGUAUAUACUGCUCAGGCCUGUUAAGGAUUCAGAAAGGAGGAGGACGGCAUUUUAGACUCAUCUUUUUGAGGAAGAAGGGCCUCAUGGGACGCUAUGCAGGGUUAAAAUGGUUUUGCACGCUCAUGUUUUACUACAACCUGGAGAUUUCAACACUGGACGCAUACGAAUCGUGUGCAGUUGCGAUGGUGGACGUGCACUCUGGUGUGGGCAUACGUUUUUUGCAUGUGGACCUCUGAAAAACAGCUUAUCAUGUGGAUAUCUGCACUUGCAAGAUUCAUGUGACCUGGCAAACCGUGUUUCUCUGCUCACUUUUCGACCAGUUUGUCUCUCAUCGGAGCGUGAGCAUAGAUCACCUCAGAGUGAAGAAUGAGCUCUCAUUUAGGGCACAAGACAUCAAGAGCUCUGUUUCAUAUUUUGUACUCGUAAUUACGGUCUUUUCUUAGACGGACUGUUCCGGAGGGAAUCCAGACUCCAUUGAGAUUGUAGAAAAAAAAGUCAUAUUUGUCUCAUAGUUUCUUUUUUUCUCAUACUUUUAGUUUCACUGUAUACCUCUAUCCAAAACAGUUUUUUUUUUUCUUGUUGUAGUCUGACGUCAUGCUCACAUGCACUCAUCUGCUGUGAUGCUUUAAGAGAUAUGAGAUUGGUCUCAGAGCGAGUACUGUAUGAAUGCCUGAACUCAAGUUGCUGCUUCCUUUGAGCUCUUUUUGGUGUAACAUGGGGCUUACCAGAGAUUUGCACUAAAAGAGCUUUGCUGUCACUUGAUUUUCCUUUUAUUGACCAAAUCUUGUUACAUUCAAGCCAUAAGAACUUAUUUUUGAUGAAACUAGAGCUAUUUUUGUAUUACAGGAAAGUCAUAGUAUCGCAUAUUCCGUGUAUAUGAAUUUAGUCUAUUUUUUUAUGUAUCAACACAGACGUAUACAAAAAGACAUCUGCACUAUUUUAUGUUACCGUUUGUUUUCUUUUUAGAAAGAAAUGCACCUUGAUUUAUGAGAACAUAAUCUGUUUCACUAAAUUUAUUGUUACGGCCAUGGCCGCACACCAUCCUCACUCAGGUGGGAGACGAGAUUCCUUCACUCUCUGACGUCUCCCCCUGUUCCUCAGUUUUUUUGACGCCUCCAAAUGCCUGUGGGUCUCAGUGUGGGCGGGGCUCUCGGAGACCCCUCCCCAUCCCGCCCAUUCCGGCCCAGUCGCUAUGUGCCUGUGUCCGCAGCAACCGCCUUCCUUGUGGGGGCCACGACGCUGUUUCUCUGUUUCACAUGUCCGUGGCUGUCAGAGCAGUUCUCCUCUUCCAUUCCGCUCUAUAAUGCUGUGGUCUUCCUCUUCACACUGGCCAAUUUCUGUAUGGCCACAUUCAUGGACCCUGGCAUCUUUCCUCGAGCUGAAGAAGAUGAAGAUAAAGAGGAUGAUUUCCGGGCUCCACUUUAUAAGACAGUGGAGGUGAGGGGCAUUCAGGUGCGGAUGAAGUGGUGCUCCACGUGUCGUUUUUACAGACCGCCGCGCUGUUCACACUGCUCCGUGUGUGACAACUGUGUGGAGGAGUUUGACCAUCACUGCCCAUGGGUGAACAACUGCAUUGGGAGGCGGAAUUAUCGUUAUUUCUUUUUGUUCCUGCUCUCGCUCACUACUCACAUUAUGGAUGUGUUUGGCUUCAGUCUGCUAUACAUCCUCCAUCACACUAAACAACUGGACCAGGUCCACACUGGAGUCACUAUGGCGGUGAUGUGCGUAGCAGGUUUGUUUUUCGUCCCGGUUGCGGGACUCACUGGGUUCCAUGUUGUCCUUGUUGCCAGAGGGAGAACAACCAACGAACAGGUGACUGGGAAGUUCAGAGGCGGCGUUAACCCCUUCACACACGGGUGCUUAAAAAACAUUGCACACGUGCUGUGUAGUUCACAAGCUCCCAGGUAUCUUGGUCGCUUGCGAAAGCCUCAAUCUGUUCAGGUCCAGCCACCAUUUCUCCGGCCGCCUCUAUCUGAAGCCCAACUAGCUGCUAAAGUCCUGGAUAAUGGUAUCCAACAGUCUAAAAGUAGUUUGGAGAUAAUGGAGAGUCAGUCCACUGAUGCCGAUCCCCCUCCACCACCUAAACCAGAGCACAGAUACCCUGGGCUGCCUCACACACAAAAUGAAGAGUGCAGCCUGCUGACUGAAGCUCCACCCACACCUUCAUUGUAUAAAUACAGGCCGGCCUAUAGCAGUCCAGGAAAAAACCACACAGCCUCAACACAUUCCAGCAAGAUGAGUCGAGGGAACAGUAUGACCGAGUCUCCCUCUGUCCCCGUCACCACUGGGCAGCCCAGCUACCGCUCAGACCCCAGUUUGUCAAGCCGAGGGGGUGCAGGGUGCCGUGGGGGAGGGGAGGGAGGUAGAGCAGGCUCGGGGGGCCUGGGCGGGGCCUCUGCGUUCGGUGGGCGAUCUUACCCUUCUUUUACCGACACCCUACUCCAAUCAGCAGCAGCCUCUUGCUCCUCAAGCCUUCGCUCGGCCCAUACGGCCCACAACGCCCUCGGGCCCCUCAUCUCUGAGGGUACGACCUCCACUAGCUAUAAGAGUUUAGCCAAUCAGACACGCAACGGCAGCUUGUCGUAUGAAAGUCUGCUGACGCCCUCCGAAAGCCCGGAGUUUGAGUCUGCUGCUCACGAGCUGUCCCCGCCCAGACCGCACCCUCCGCACUCUCUUAGCACAGCACCGGGGCCCCCGCCUAUUUUGGGGUACACGUCCCCUUUCCUGUCUGCUCAGCAGAGGGAGGGCUCUCUCCAGGCCUGCCCUGCCCCCCUAAGACCCUCCCCCAACAGAGCUUUCCUGCGCCCAACGAGCUCACCCCCUUCUCGGGCUCCGCCCCUUUCUCCUCGCGCUCGUUCAUUGGGCUCCCCUCCUCCUGGCCCCGCCCCUGGCCAUACACCUCUGGGCAAAUCACUGUCCUAUGGAGGUGGCGCCGAAUUACAGCACCGCCCCUCUAGCUCAGGGGGCGGGACUCCGAUGCCGAAUAACACUGUCUCUUUCUUCCUGCAACCCAUGGCCACUCUACUGUCCCUUGAAUUUCUGUACACACCCUCCAUCUUUCUCUGUCCUUUUUCCUUCUCUGUUCUCUUUCUUUACGUUCGUCUGCUCUCUUCUGCCCUCCCCUCCUCCUGCCUUGUGGCCAUAAGGAUGACUCUGUCUCUGUGCUAAGCUCGACUAUUAAACAAAACGUGGCCAAUCAUAACACCCACUCACACAAACCUGCAGGAGGGGUGAAGAAAGUGACUGGUGUUGGAGGAACAACCUAUGAGAUUUCAGUAUGACUGACGCAAAAGAAUCAGGAUUCACUCCGCAGUUUUUCAGUCAGAUGGAUGUAAAGCUGCUCAACCACACAUGCAAAAAAAGCAUACAAGACUACAAAGAAAAAUCAUAAGUGUUUCCCAGUCUUGUGGAGGACGUACAAUGAGAACAUGGACAAGUGAAGACAAAUCUACAGCGUUUGGUUUUCCGAAUAUCAGUAUGGUACACAGAUCCCACAGACUUUCUUAGUUAUUUAACAAAUCAUUUGGUACUUAAGUGUAUUACCUACCGAUUUGUAUGCAAGACUGUCCAAUGAUCAAUGGACAUUCAGCCUUAGUAGGCGGGACCAUGUGAGACACACUGAUGCCUCAUUCAGAAUGACGUCAACAGAAACCACAAGCCUCUCAGCAGUCAGUCAAUAAGCGUUUGAGACAUUGACGGCGUAAAUCACUGUUCAGUCUUGCUAUUCCACAGCGCUCUGUUUCAACCCCUUAAAGAGACAGUUCACCAAAAAUGAAAAUUCUGUCAUUCCAAACCCAUAUGACUGAUUUUCGUUGAAAUGUAGUGAACAAUGGGGGCUUUGAAAUCAAAAAAGGUAAAAAAAAAUGCUGAUGGCUGAUCACAGAACUGUCAUUUUUGGGUGAACUAUUUUUUUUCAUUAAUAUUAUUAUUUUAUACAGGUACAGAUGUAUAUUCUAAGUAUUAAGUUUGAUAAAGAAGAUUAUAUUAAGAUGCAGGCAUAUAUGAUGUAUGAUUGUUUGUUUUCGGUUGGAUGGUGUUUGUUAGAUUUAUACGGCUGCAUCAGCCAGAUUGAAAUCCUCAGCCAAAGAGACUCGGUCUGUUUGACGGAUAGCACACUCGGCAAAUAGGAGUGAAUGUAUCUAAAGACACACAAGUUACUAGAGCACAAAAUAUUAAGCGAAAGAUUAUUUACGUUAAGUACUGAAGAUAUCGUAUGCAAAAUGUAACUUUGUGUCGGCGUGUGCACCAAUCGAGAGCUAUACUCUUUUGACGCAUGGUCAGCCAAUCACAAGAGAGUUUAUUUAUUUAGCCAGAGGAGGCCAGUGCAAGUACAUGCUGGAUGCACCAUCGUAUAGAUGGGGACGUUGAUUUUAAAACUCAUUAUUUUAUGUUAUUUUAACUUGUUUUUUAAACUGGACAUUGGUUGAACAGCCGGAGUACAGUGAUUAUCUCCUCAUAGAUAUAUAAGUUUGAUUGUAUUCGUUUAUGUGAAAGAAUGAGUGUGAAAUUAGAUUUUUUUUUACCUGACUGUUGUACAAGAGCACAUUCCAACUCUCCUUUCGGUUCAGAUCAGAGGUCGUUCACGUCUUUUGUCAGCUUUUUGAGGUCUGUGGACCAGCGACCGGUCAGACUAAGAUAUAAACCGCUUAUGCAGAGACACAUGUGAGGUUUUUUUAAUCUUUUGUCAUUUCCACCAUGGCCUUAUGAUGCCUUUUUAACUGUUAUCAAGGGUAUUUCAGUCUGCGUAAUUGGCUCUGAGAGAUGACAGAUUGUUGGGGAUUGUUGUGUUGAGUUUUGGGUGAGAAUGCAGACUUGUUUAACCCUUCUGUAUUCCUUUAAUGCCGCUGACUCUGAGUCACAUGAGCAACACAUUUUCAACAGAACAAUAAACAACAGAAUGAACACAU
Molecule: messenger RNA, 5275 nt
Organism: Labeo rohita (rohu)
Lineage: Eukaryota; Metazoa; Chordata; Actinopteri; Cypriniformes; Cyprinidae
Gene: zdhhc5b
Product: zinc finger DHHC-type palmitoyltransferase 5b
Biological process (GO): protein palmitoylation
Molecular function (GO): palmitoyltransferase activity
Source: RefSeq, a predicted model, not a curated record